GAUGCAUGGGUUUGGAGUUUAUCGUUUUGCAAAUGGGCAGCGUUAUGAAGGAGCCUGGCAUGAAGGUAGAAGGCAAGGGCUUGGCAUGUACACUUUCAGAAAUGGGGAAACUCAAUCUGGGCACUGGCAAAAUGGUAUUCUUGACGUGCCAAGCUCCCAGAACUCCACCUAUCCCGUGUCUCCCAUUGCUGUUUAUCAUUCAAAAGUGCUUAACUCAGUUCAGGAAGCACGACGAGCUGCAGAGAAAGCCUACGACGUGGCCAAGGUUGAUGACAGAGUGAACAGAGAUGUUGCUGCAGCUAACAAGGCAGCUAAUGCAGCUCGAGUAGCAGCUGUAAAGGCUGUUCAAAAACAAAUGCAUCGUAGAAGUAACAGCGAUGAAAUUUCAGUUCCUCCUGUGUAGGAGUUACGGCAACGCCAUUGUCAGUCUAAACAAGCGAUCAGUAUAGAAGGCAACUGGAGGAUGCCAGUGUUUGUGUAAAAUUUUCCUUGUAAUUUUUGCUUCAUCAUCUUAUUUUUAUUCCCUAUUUUUCGCUUUCCUUUCUUCCCAAAUGAGGAUGCAAUGAGAGAGAGGAGAGGAGAGAGUUUAGUCAGGUCUAAGAUUGGUGUUCUAUUUUUCCACUUGUUUCUGGUAGGUUCAACAUGGAUGAAUUAUCCAGCAGCUUGGUGUUCUUUUUUUUUUUCACAGCACAAUGUGAGAGAGACAGAGAGUAGUUGGUUGUAAAAUAUAAGUGCGGGUGCCCAGGGACAACCUCAACCCAGCCGGCCUUGUAUGUGAAUUUAGUACUGAGA
This is a messenger RNA of Ilex paraguariensis (yerba mate), 792 nucleotides long. NCBI's taxonomy places the organism in Eukaryota, Viridiplantae, Streptophyta, Magnoliopsida, Aquifoliales, Aquifoliaceae. The record is from the annotation of a GenBank genome assembly.